CUCGCUUUUGAGAAACAGCACUUCCGGGUUGUGACACUCGGUGAAGCUCGGCUGACAGCGGCCGUUGUCCGGCACCAGAGAGCGUCGAGGGUUGCAGUCAUGUCGGCAGCCGCUGCGGGGACCAGCAAGGCAGCCCACGGCGAUGUGGCCCCGAAGAAGAGGAGGGGACCCGGGGCCCUGGCCUACCUGGUCAUCUACAACGUUGUUAUGACCGCCGGGUGGCUGGUGAUCGCCGUGGGUCUGGUCAGAGCGUACCUGGCCAGAGGAAGCUACCACGGCCUCUACUACUCCAUAGAGAAGCCUCUGAAGUUCUUCCAGACCGGAGCCAUGCUGGAGAUACUGCACUGUGCCGUAGGGAUCGUACCAUCCUCUGUGGUCCUGACCGGAUUCCAGGUCAUGUCCCGGGUCUUCCUCACCUGGGCCGUCACACACAGCGUCAGGGAGGUGCAGAGCGAGGACAGCGUGCUGCUGUUCGUCACAGCCUGGACUGUCACGGAGAUCAUCCGCUACUCGUUCUACACCUUCAGCCUCCUCAACCACCUGCCGUUCCUCAUCAAAUGGGCAAGGUACACCUUCUUCUUCGUGCUGUAUCCCAUGGGAGUGACGGGCGAGCUGCUGACCAUCUACGCCGCUCUGCCGUACGUGCAGAAGACGGGCCUGUACUCGGUCACCCUCCCCAACAAGUACAACUUCUCCUUCGACUACCACUCCUUCCUCAUCCUCGUCAUGAUCUCCUACAUUCCCCUCUUCCCCCAGCUCUACUUCCACAUGAUACGACAGAGGAAGAAGGUGCUGGGCCACAUAGAGGACUACAGCAAAGUGGAGUGAGCUGAACAGGCGUCCGCGGAGCUCAGACCAACGCCAACAGGAACAAAAUCUUGUCCCAUUUAUUGAAACACCAAAACCCGACCAGUUUUCCAAACUGCCAGAACUUGACCUGGCAGACGAUCCAAAUAUCAACCGUACGUUUUUUGUUUUGUUGUUGUUUUUCUUCUCCAGCUCUUGUCUGGGUUGUAAACAUGAAUGAACUGCUGGGUUGUUGUUGUCAUUUUAAUUUAUGAACAAACUGCAGUUACCCUUGUGUAGCAAGCGAACUCACAGCUUCAAUGGUACUGUGUUUUGACGUGAGCUGCCGCCCGCGCCGCAUCAGAUUUUAGCCACAGCAACGUAUCGAACUAAAUCAUCCACCGGUAGAAUCAAUAACCUCCCCGUUGCUCGUCUUAUUUUUUAAGAAGCAGUUUUCCUUUAAUGUAGAAAGAAUAAUGUGAAGACUAGUCCUGCAACUGUAGUCCAGACUUGUCUGGGUUUGUUUCUUUUCUCUCUCUCAUUCAUUUCAGACGGUAGUUUGAUAACAUUCCUAAAUUAGUCCCAAUAAACCUUUUUGUUUUUCA
Messenger RNA from Scophthalmus maximus (turbot), 1391 nucleotides. RefSeq names its product 3-hydroxyacyl-CoA dehydratase 2 (gene hacd2). The coding region runs from base 100 to 828 and encodes 242 amino acids. Lineage: Eukaryota; Metazoa; Chordata; Actinopteri; Pleuronectiformes; Scophthalmidae. The transcript is spliced from 7 exons. Gene Ontology annotation, molecular function: 3-hydroxyacyl-CoA dehydratase activity. Gene Ontology annotation, biological process: fatty acid elongation; very long-chain fatty acid biosynthetic process; sphingolipid biosynthetic process. Gene Ontology annotation, cellular component: endoplasmic reticulum membrane. The record is from RefSeq and is a predicted model, not a curated record.